This is a messenger RNA of Trichobilharzia szidati, 1299 nucleotides long. NCBI's taxonomy places the organism in Eukaryota, Metazoa, Platyhelminthes, Trematoda, Strigeidida, Schistosomatidae. The record is from the annotation of a GenBank genome assembly.
AUGAGAGUUUUUACCUCUGAUCUGUUCAUUGUGUAUCACUCGGAAGCAGUGAUCCGACUCCUUCUUAAUGAAGCUCCUUUGGUAGAUCCUAAAACAAUAAAAGAUGAUGAACUUAAGAAUAAAGUGAGCAGUUUUCUAGACUAUCAAGCUCAGCUAGCAAGCACUUAUUCAUCAAUACAGUCAACUGAUGCCAUUUUGGCGGAAAAGGAUGAUAAAAUUAACCUAUUGGAAAAACGUAUAAACGAGUUGGAAAUAAAGGACAAGAUUAUCAAAUUGGAUGCAAUCACCAAUACUCAAGUGGAUACUGAUAACGCGGAAGUACAGUUUACUUCAGAGGAGUUAGUGAACAAUGAACACCCUGAGGAUAAAUCAAAACAAACCAAUGAAGACAGUCUACGGAUAAAUCAAAGGUUGAAUUCUCUUUUAUCAGAAAAUGAAUCUUUAAAAACAGAAUUGUUGUCAACAAAACGUGAGCUGAACAACUAUCAAACAAAGCUGUCAGAUACAACUGAAAUGAAAACAAGUGAAAUAAACAAACUAGAAACAGAAUUAGCAAAUCGUUCCACGUGUAUAUCGAUUCUUGAAAGACAAAUUCAAGAAUUAAAGCUGACUAAUAAAAAACUCUCUGAAGAUCUGUCUGUUAUACAGUAUACUAAAGACAACCUACAAACGGAUCUAACAACACUAAAAAAUGAUUUUGAAAUAAAACGAAAACAAUCGGAAAAUGAAAUUAGCCGUUUAACUAAUGAAGUAACAGAAUUACAGAAGACGAAUAAGGCACUUCAAGAAAACUGUGAUCAUCUAAAACUUCAAGCUGAUGAAGCGGUAAAAUCAAAUGGAAUGUCAGAAGAAAAGUUAAUUAGUUUAGAAAAGGAGCUUAAAGUUGUCCGUGCGGAUUUACAGACAGAAUCAGCUUUGUCCAAGAAGGAAAUUGAUUCGUUAAUGGAAAAGUUGAUUAACGCUGAGGAUGUUAGUUCAAGUCUUCGAAGUGAAUUGAAUUCAAAAGCUAAAGAAAUCAAAGAGCUACAGACUGCUGUGAUUGAAUUAGGCCGAGAAAAUCAAACUCUUCAGGUUUUACGAGAGCGCUUAACAAAUCGUCAAUGGACUAAAGAUGAUGAAGCUAUGACGUGUUUUGGUUGUGAUCGAGAAUUCUCUAUCAGUACAAGAAGGCAUCAUUGCAGGAACUGUGGCGGCAUAUUCUGUCAGACCUGUUCAUCUAAUCGUGCGGCUACAACAUUUAGUAAAGAUCCAGUUCGUGUAUGUCAGGCUUGUUAUAAAGAGUUGACUGGUAAUUUGUGA